CGUUCGCUACGCCACGCCCCCUCAAAACGAAUAAAUACGACCGGCUGGUCUUCCGUCCCUCAGUCCUGCCUUCAGCAACCGAUUCUUCAACGUCGGCAAGAAGGAGAAAACGACACAAAAAUGCGCGAGUGUAUUUCAAUGCACGUUGGCCAGGCUGGUGCCCAGAUGGGCAAUGCAUGCUGGGAGCUGUACUGCCUGGAGCACGGCAUUCAGCCGGACGGUCAGAUGCCCAGUGACAAGACCAUUGGAGGAGGAGAUGACUCCUUCAACACCUUCUUCAGUGAGACUGGAGCUGGGAAGCAUGUUCCCAGAGCCAUCUUUGUAGACCUGGAGCCAACUGUGAUCGAUGAAGUCCGUACAGGAACCUACAGGCAGCUCUUCCACCCUGAGCAGCUCAUCACGGGAAAGGAAGACGCCGCCAACAACUACGCCCGUGGUCACUACACAGUCGGUAAAGAGAUCAUUGACCUGGUUCUUGACAGGACUCGCAAACUGGCUGACCAGUGCACAGGGCUGCAGGGUUUCCUCAUCUUCCACUCCUUUGGAGGUGGAACCGGCUCUGGCUUCACCUCUCUGCUCAUGGAGCGUCUCUCUGUCGACUACGGCAAGAAGUCCAAGCUGGAGUUUGCGGUUUACCCAGCUCCUCAGGUGUCCACAGCUGUGGUGGAGCCCUACAACUCCAUCCUGACGACCCACACCACCCUGGAGCACUCCGACUGCGCCUUCAUGGUGGACAACGAGGCCAUCUACGACAUCUGCCGCAGGAACCUGGACAUCGAGCGCCCCACCUACACCAACCUCAACAGGCUGAUCGGACAGAUCGUCUCCUCCAUCACUGCCUCCCUUCGCUUUGACGGAGCCUUGAAUGUGGACCUGACAGAGUUCCAGACCAACCUGGUGCCCUACCCUCGUAUCCACUUCCCUCUGGCCACCUACGCCCCCGUUAUCUCAGCAGAGAAGGCCUAUCACGAGCAGCUCUCAGUGGCUGACAUCACAAACGCCUGCUUUGAGCCAGCCAAUCAGAUGGUGAAGUGUGACCCUCGCCAUGGGAAGUAUAUGGCGUGCUGCCUCCUUUACCGUGGUGACGUGGUGCCCAAAGAUGUGAAUUCAGCCAUCGCUACAAUCAAAACCAAGCGCUCCAUCCAGUUUGUGGACUGGUGUCCUACAGGCUUCAAGGUGGGCAUCAACUACCAGCCCCCCACUGUGGUUCCUGGAGGAGAUCUGGCCAAGGUGCAGAGGGCCGUGUGCAUGUUGAGCAACACCACCGCCAUUGCCGAGGCCUGGGCUCGACUCGACCACAAGUUUGACCUGAUGUACGCCAAGAGGGCCUUCGUCCACUGGUAUGUGGGAGAGGGGAUGGAGGAGGGAGAGUUCUCAGAGGCCAGAGAGGACAUGGCUGCCCUGGAGAAGGAUUACGAGGAGGUGGGAACUGACAGCGUCGGAGAGGAGGAUGAAGGCGAGGAGUAUUAGGCUGCUGGGACGUCCAUCUGUUGAUUGCUGUGGCUCCAGGUGUUUACAAAGCAAUACUGGACUUGUACAUUCAAUUUUGCACAUUCCAGCCAGCAAUGUUCUGAUUCCAAAUAAAACUACAAUAAUAAAGUGAA
Molecule: messenger RNA, 1604 nt
Organism: Archocentrus centrarchus (flier cichlid)
Lineage: Eukaryota; Metazoa; Chordata; Actinopteri; Cichliformes; Cichlidae
Product: tubulin alpha-1A chain-like
Exons: 4
Coding region: 121-1470 (449 amino acids)
Biological process (GO): microtubule-based process
Cellular component (GO): microtubule
Molecular function (GO): GTP binding; structural constituent of cytoskeleton
Source: RefSeq, a predicted model, not a curated record